This is a messenger RNA of Loxodonta africana (African savanna elephant), 1242 nucleotides long. RefSeq names its product purine rich element binding protein A (gene PURA). The transcript has a single exon. Gene Ontology annotation, cellular component: nucleus. The record is from RefSeq and is a predicted model, not a curated record. Lineage: Eukaryota; Metazoa; Chordata; Mammalia; Proboscidea; Elephantidae. The coding region runs from base 16 to 978 and encodes 320 amino acids. Gene Ontology annotation, biological process: regulation of transcription by RNA polymerase II. Gene Ontology annotation, molecular function: RNA polymerase II transcription regulatory region sequence-specific DNA binding; purine-rich negative regulatory element binding; DNA-binding transcription factor activity, RNA polymerase II-specific.
GCGGAGCGCAGCAUCAUGGCGGACCGAGACAGCGGCAGCGAGCAGGGUGGUGCGGCGCUGGGCUCGGGCGGCUCCCUGGGGCACCCUGGCUCGGGCUCCGGCGGGGGCGGUGGCGGCGGCGGGGGCGGCGGCGGCAGUGGCGGCGGCGGCGGAGGGGCCCCUGGGGGGCUGCAGCACGAGACGCAGGAGCUGGCCUCCAAGCGAGUGGACAUCCAGAACAAGCGCUUCUACCUGGACGUGAAGCAGAACGCCAAGGGCCGCUUCCUGAAGAUCGCUGAGGUGGGCGCGGGCGGCAACAAGAGCCGCCUUACUCUCUCUAUGUCAGUGGCCGUGGAGUUCCGCGACUACCUGGGCGACUUCAUCGAGCACUACGCACAGCUGGGCCCCAGCCAGCCGCCCGACCUGGCCCAGGCUCAGGACGAGCCGCGCCGGGCACUCAAGAGUGAGUUCCUGGUGCGCGAGAACCGCAAGUACUACAUGGAUCUCAAGGAGAACCAGCGCGGCCGCUUCCUGCGCAUCCGCCAGACGGUCAACCGGGGGCCUGGCCUGGGCUCCACGCAGGGCCAAACCAUUGCGCUGCCCGCGCAGGGGCUCAUCGAGUUCCGUGACGCUCUGGCCAAGCUCAUCGACGACUACGGAGUGGAGGAGGAGCCGGCCGAGCUGCCCGAGGGCACCUCCUUGACUGUGGACAACAAGCGCUUCUUCUUCGAUGUGGGCUCCAACAAGUACGGUGUGUUUAUGCGAGUGAGCGAGGUGAAGCCCACCUACCGCAACUCCAUCACCGUGCCCUACAAGGUGUGGGCCAAGUUCGGACACACCUUCUGCAAGUACUCGGAGGAAAUGAAGAAGAUUCAAGAGAAGCAGCGGGAGAAGCGGGCUGCAUGUGAGCAGCUCCACCAACAGCAGCAGCAGCAGCAGGAGGAAACCGCCGCUGCCACCCUGCUGCUGCAGGGUGAGGAAGAAGGGGAAGAAGAUUGAUCAAACUGAAUGGAAAAAAAACCCCACACACAUGCACACACACACACACACACAGCCACACACAGAGAAAAUAUACUGUAAAGAAAGAGAGAAAAUAAAAAGUUAAAAAAAAAAAAAAACUGUUAACUCCAAGGGAGCACCACCCACAGAACCUCCACCAACUGACAGUUUCUCUUCUUGACUUGCCACCCAUCGCUGGAUGUUGUCCACUUUAUCCACCAUAUAAAACAGUAAGCAGCUGCUAAAAAAAAAAAAAUACAAAAA